AUGCCAUGUUUGUUAGCCACAUGCUGCGCGCAGCAACGUCUGUCCGAAGAAGAGCAGUACGCUCAGUUGAAAAAAGAAGCUGACGCUGCAGCAGCUGAGGAAGUCGGAGCGAUUGAAGAGCGCAUGAAAGAAGAGCAGGAGAAGAUUCUGAAAGAAAUGGAGGCAAAAAGGAAUGCGUAUGACAAGAUGCUGGACAAGCUGAAGCACCGCAAAGAACUAGAAGAGAGGCGUGAAGCGCUACGCCAAGAUCAACAGCAACGGCUCAAGGCAGAGGGAAAAGGCGGUGGCUUGCAGUCACUCAUGGAGCAGUACGAAGAACACAGAAAGCUGCUUGAAGAAGCAUUAGCCGAAGAAGCUGAAAGACAACACAAAAAGGCAAGAGAACGAACCCUUCUUCGGCAAGUUGAGAGAACAGAGAGACUGCACCAGAAGCGCGUUGUAGAGAAACAACGGUUCCUCCUGAACCAAGAAGAAAUCAAGCGGCAAGAACUUGCACUUGUGAGGGCCUCUAUGCACUUCGACUGCACACAAUAUCUCACAUCAAGAACUCAGGGUGGACCAGACAGGUCUAAGCAACUUAUAAUUUGCGAAAACUCUCCAGUGCGCCGACUAACCGACUCCUGGAGUCCUGAAUUUGCUGCCAAACCAAUCACCUUUUGCUUUGCUUUUGCUGCCGCUACUAUGUUGUUUCGUGCAACUCUAGAACAACGCACGAGCAGGCGCGCAGAGCAGAAGGAACUUGGUGGAAACUUUGAAUCAACAAGAGCUGAAGAGAAGGUAUACCCACGUUUUCAUGACAGCAAGCUAGUAGCCACUUUGAAUGCUGAAUAUUGA
Eimeria tenella is the source of this 834-nucleotide messenger RNA. RefSeq lists its product as uncharacterized. The coding region runs from base 1 to 834 and encodes 277 amino acids. Lineage: Eukaryota; Apicomplexa; Conoidasida; Eucoccidiorida; Eimeriidae. The record is from RefSeq and is a predicted model, not a curated record. The transcript has a single exon.